Molecule: messenger RNA, 551 nt
Organism: Myotis davidii
Lineage: Eukaryota; Metazoa; Chordata; Mammalia; Chiroptera; Vespertilionidae
Product: mastin-like
Exons: 2
Biological process (GO): proteolysis
Molecular function (GO): serine-type endopeptidase activity
Source: RefSeq, a predicted model, not a curated record
CUAGAACCCGCGGCCUGUGACUGUACACCCCCUCAGGACCACAGGCUCAUUAGGCUUCUUCUCACAGAGCCACUGCAAGAGCCCAAAAAUCUGCAGGAGGCGGAGGUCCCCAUCGUGGCAGAUGAGAUCUGUCGGCAGCACUAUGGCAAUGUUAUCCAGGACGACAUGCUGUGUGCCGGGAGCCAGGGCCGGGGCAUCUGCCAGGGUGACUCUGGCGGCCCCUUGGUCUGUAAAUGGAGGGGCACCUGGGUCCAGGUAGGCGUGGUGAGUUUGACGCAGGAGCACUGUCUUCCCAACUUUCCUGGAGUCUAUGCCCGAGUGACAUCCUUCUUGCCUUGGAUCCACGGUCAUAUUCUUUCCUCUCCUUGAGCCCGGGGCCAGGCAAGGAUACUGCCCAUGAGAUGAAGACAGGCCCUCCAGGGUGUCUGGGGGUCCCUCCCUGCUCCCUCCCAGUGCCAGCUCUUCAUUGCCCCUAGUGCCUCCUACACCCCCUGCCCCCACCUGCUCUGAGACCCUCCGGCCUCAGCACCUCCAUCAGCCUCUCUCCCCUG